Caenorhabditis remanei is the source of this 852-nucleotide messenger RNA. RefSeq lists its product as uncharacterized. Gene Ontology annotation, molecular function: glycerol channel activity; water channel activity. The coding region runs from base 1 to 852 and encodes 283 amino acids. The transcript has 4 exons. Gene Ontology annotation, biological process: glycerol transmembrane transport; water transport. Lineage: Eukaryota; Metazoa; Nematoda; Chromadorea; Rhabditida; Rhabditidae. The record is from RefSeq and is a predicted model, not a curated record. Gene Ontology annotation, cellular component: basolateral plasma membrane; plasma membrane.
AUGGUGUUGGACAAACUUCGCGCCAAGUUCCACAUCCGCAAGGACCUCGGACGUGCCUUCCUUGCCGAGUUCACCGGUACCUUCUUGCUUUGUCUCAUCGGUCUUUCUGUGGUCGCGCAGAAGGUCCUUCCAAGACCAGAAGUCAACGAAUUCAUCGGCGUCAACGUCGGCUUCGGAAUCGCCAUCGUUUUCGGUGUUGCCGUUUCGGCGAAACUCUCUGGAGGACACAUCAACCCAGCCGUCUCCCUUGCCUUCCUCUCAAUCGGUCAAAUCACCAUCGUCCAAUUCCUCGCCUAUUUCGUCGCCCAAUUCCUCGGAGCAUUCUUCGGAGCCGCCGUCGUCUACGCCGUCUACAAUGACGCCAUCAACGCCUUCGACGGAGGAGUUCGUACUGUUGGAGGACUCAAGGACACCGCCGGAAUCUUCGCCUCGUACCCAGCCCCACACUUGGGACUCCUCAACGGAUUCGUCGAUCAAUUCGUCGCCACCGCCGUCUUCGUCUUCUUGAUUGCUCACAUCGUCGACAAGCGUAACUCGUACCCAACCUGGCUUCAACCAAUCCUCGUCGGAACCGGAUUCGUCGCCAUCGGAGCCGCCUUCGGAUACAACUGCGGAUACCCAGUCAACCCAGCCCGUGACUUUGCCCCACGUCUCUUCACCGCCAUCUUCUACGGAGGAGCUGUCUUCACCAAAUGGUUCUGGGUACCAAUCGUCGGACCAUUCGUCGGAGCCGUCGUCGGAAUCUGGUUCUACUACUUCUUGAUCGGAUUCCACACCCCACAAGACGCCGAGGAGAAAUACGUCGUGCUCACCGGAAACCAGGAACUCAAGCCACUCACCGCCAAGGAGUAA